ACUCGUCCAUUCAGUCGCUUUCAGACGAUCAUACGCGCGCGUUGUCAUUGAAGCCUCGAUCGCGGUCGUGAAGUUCCGUUUUUCGUUCGGAGAUUUGCGUGCACAGAAAUUUAAGUGACCCAUACUUAAGUGGCAAUCAAAACAUUGCAUUUGGAAAACAUUUUUGGGAAACGGUCAACAAUUACCGAAAACCCUCGGUCAGUUUCCGGUCAUUCGAUCGUAGGUAAUUUGUCAAAGGCUGUUGAGUGAUCGCGAAGUGUUCGUCGUUGGCAAUAGGUUUCCAGACAGAUAAGGCUGCGCAGUAUGUCGGAAGCGGUCGUCAUGAAUCGAGUUUUUCGGUACUUCAUGAAGUUCCACGGGUACUUCAUUGCAUUCUGCACCAUCUUCUUCACGUCGGUGAUAAUCGUGUCGUCGUUCACCGGCCGAGAUAUUCACGAGGAACCGUUCGUUAUCGAGGAGGAAUUCGAAGCGGUGCAGCGGUACCCGAUACUGAUUCAGGUAGAAUCGGCCCUAUGGCUGUGCGCCUCUGUGAUAUUGGCCGUUGGCCUAUACAAGGAAAAUAAAUCAUUUCUCGCCCCCUUCAUGGCGCUGUUCAUCAUCGAUGGGGCCGUCGUCGUCCUCCAGGAGAUACUGAACCUCUGCACCGGAAGACCAUCGGAACUGGCAGCGAUCGAUAGCCGCCAGUUGCUCGUUAUGAUUUGUGAGUACUUAGUGGUCAACGUGUACGUGCUGGUCAGCCUGAUAGUGCUGUAUCGGAUGUUUGCCAAGGGACCGCUGCCCACCAGUCAGAACAACUUUGUCCGAUUUGACAACGAGCGAGACAUCGAGGGACAGCAUCAAGCCGCAGGCGUUCAACAACAGCAGCAGCAGCAGCCACAACCCCCAAACCCGCUAAACCGAAGCUAGUGAUGACCGAUGAGUUUAUUUAGUUUAGUUGGUAAGAUUCGUUGAUUAAGGUGAUUUUAGUGAUCUGGGAAGGAUGCAGAACUAUAACAUUUUUUGUGAGAAUGCGGCAGGAAUGCUCUGGGUUGUUCGAAACUCAGGUUACUUUAUAAAUCGAAGCUAGUGCGAGCGAGAGAGAGAGAGAGAGGCAUUCAAAUUGUAAAUAUUAUAUGUGAGAUAACAAUUAAACGUUGAGUAAGAAAUAAAAAGUGAUGCGUUUAAA
Molecule: messenger RNA, 1165 nt
Organism: Aedes aegypti (yellow fever mosquito)
Lineage: Eukaryota; Metazoa; Arthropoda; Insecta; Diptera; Culicidae
Exons: 4
Coding region: 304-906 (200 amino acids)
Source: RefSeq, a predicted model, not a curated record